Glycine soja is the source of this 950-nucleotide messenger RNA. RefSeq names its product cytochrome c6, chloroplastic-like. The record is from RefSeq and is a predicted model, not a curated record. NCBI's taxonomy places the organism in Eukaryota, Viridiplantae, Streptophyta, Magnoliopsida, Fabales, Fabaceae. The transcript is spliced from 6 exons. Gene Ontology annotation, molecular function: electron transfer activity; iron ion binding; heme binding. The coding region runs from base 248 to 766 and encodes 172 amino acids.
UGGUGAGACUGAAAAAUAAUCUCACAAGUUUUGACUCCUUACACAGUCACCCGAUCGAAACUUAUUCAUAUUUAAACUCCUUGUCCUCCCCAAUGUUUCAGCUAGUCUAUAUAAAAUAUAAGUAUACGUGUCACAUGUGUUAGUGAGUGGAUUGGAGUUAAGCAACCACUCCUGGACUCGUACGUUGUAGACAUAUCCUGUUUCAGUUGGCUUAAGGUUUUCUUUUUAUUAUAUAGGAAGAAACGAAAUGAAACUUGCUUCUUUGAUUUCUGGUUUCACUGAUUACACUCACCUCCUCUCUAUUAAGGACAAUGUGAUGAGGGAAGAGAAGACAAUUCCUACAAGGAAGAAUGAAGUGAAGUUUUUCAAGAGCUUGGCUCCUCCUCUUGUGGCUGCUUUUCUAGUCUUAUCUCCAAUUUGCAGCACUCCAGUUUCAAGUGCUCAAACCGUAGAUAUUCAGAGAGGAACCACAUUGUUUCGUCAAGCUUGUAUUGGAUGCCACGAUGCAGGUGGAAACAUAAUACAACCGGGGGCAACUCUAUUUGCAAAGGAUUUACAGAGAAAUGGAGUUGAUACAGAAGAAGCAAUCUAUGGUGUCACCUAUUAUGGCAAAGGACGAAUGCCAGGCUUUGGUAAAGAGUGCAUGCCACGGGGUCAGUGCACAUUUGGAGCUCGUUUGGAAGAUGAAGAUAUCCAGAUAUUGGCCGAGUUUGUCAAGUUACAGGCUGAUCAAGGGUGGCCAAGUAUAGAGACUAAAGAAGAAUGAUUUAAUACAUAUUUGGUUCAAUUUAAUGAAUUUAUUUAAGAAAAAAAACAAUUGCUUAUUUGUUUCAAUUUUUUAGGGAACUUUUGGAAAAUAAAUGAUUAUUUAUGUAGAAUUUAGCUGAACCAAACAUGCUAUUAACUUUCGUUUCAUUAAUAUAUAAAUGUUUGAUUUGCAGUUAUUUUGA